This is a messenger RNA of Torulaspora globosa, 1800 nucleotides long. It is a transcript of the gene MET13, whose product is annotated as methylenetetrahydrofolate reductase (NAD(P)H) MET13. Gene Ontology annotation, biological process: tetrahydrofolate interconversion. The record is from RefSeq and is a predicted model, not a curated record. Gene Ontology annotation, cellular component: cytosol. Bases 1 to 1800 code for a protein of 599 amino acids. Gene Ontology annotation, molecular function: FAD binding; methylenetetrahydrofolate reductase [NAD(P)H] activity. The transcript has a single exon. Lineage: Eukaryota; Fungi; Ascomycota; Saccharomycetes; Saccharomycetales; Saccharomycetaceae.
AUGAAAAUCACGGAGAAGUUGCAGAAGCAGAGGGAGAAAUCCUCAAAACCCACGUUUUCCUAUGAGUACUUUGUCCCCAAGACCACUCAGGGUGUCCAGAACCUGUAUGAUCGUAUGGAUAGAAUGUACGAGUCGUCAUUGCCGCAGUUUAUCGAUAUUACUUGGAAUGCCGGAGGAGGAGUGCUAUCGCGGCUGUCGACCGAUUUGGUGUCAACAGCCCAGUCUGUUCUUGGACUGGAGACCUGUAUGCAUUUGACAUGUACCAACAUGCCGGUGUCUCGAAUUGAUGAAGCCUUGCAAAGUGCUUAUGACUCGGGCUGUCAGAAUAUCCUGGCUCUCAGAGGCGAUCCGCCGGUGAACUCUGAAUGGACGCAAGUGCAAGGCGGUUUCAAGUAUGCCAAAGACCUGGUCAAAUAUAUCAGGGCUAAGUAUAGAGACCAUUUCGAUAUUGGUGUAGCUGGAUACCCUGAGGGCCACCCAGGGGACGACACCGAUGACUCCGAGUUGAUCGACUAUUUGAAGCAAAAGGUUGACGCUGGCGCAAGCUUCGUCAUCACUCAGAUGUUCUACGAUGCAGACAUCUUCAUCAAAUGGUGCAAGAAGGUCAGGGAAGCCGGUAUUGAUAUUCCUAUCAUCCCUGGUAUCAUGCCUAUUACGACUUACGCAGCAUUUUUAAGAAGAGCCCAGUGGUGUGACAUCCACAUCCCAGAUGAAUUUAUGAAGCAGCUAGAGCCUAUCAAGGACGAUGAUCAACAGGUUCGUGAAACCGGUACUAGCCUGGUGGUGGACAUGUGCCAAAGGAUACUGGACAGUGGCUACGUUACUCACUUGCAUCUCUACACAAUGAACUUGGAAAAAGCUCCAUUGAUGAUCUUAGAAAGAAUGAACCUGUUGCCGGAUCAAGAGGAACUCGAUGGUGAGAACACACUGGCAAUGUUGCCUUGGAGAAAGUCCUUGAAUCCUCAACGCCGGAACGAAGAAGUUCGACCAAUUUUCUGGAAGCGCAGACCCUACUCCUACGUGGCAAGAACUUCGCAGUGGGCGGUCGAUGAGUUUCCUAACGGUAGAUUCGGUGACUCGUCCUCGCCAGCAUUUGGCGAUCUGGAUCUCUGCGGCUCUUCCUUGAUCAGACAGUCUGGUAAAAAGUCGCUUGAGUUAUGGUCAACGCCGAAGACGGCCGAGGAUGUGGCACAACUAGUGGUGGAUUUCCUAGAGAGAAAGGUCAGCUGCUUGCCCUGGAGUGACAUGCCGCUGAACCAUGAAGUGGACGCCAUCCUGGACGAUUUGAUCCAACUGAACAAGAAGCAGAUCAUCACCAUCAACUCGCAAACCCAGUUGAACGGCGUCAAAUCAAGCGACCCCGUGUUCGGCUGGGGCCCCAAGGACGGCUACGUGUACCAGAAGCAGUAUCUAGAGUUUCUGUUGCCCAGAUCGAAAGCCCAACGCCUGCACGACGCCCUCAAAGACGACGUGAUCCUGACGUACUUCGCGGUUGACGAUGAAGGCAAUCUGUCCACCAACCAUCCGGACGGUUGCAGAGCAAACUCGGUGACAUGGGGUAUCUUCCCGGGCAGAGAAGUCCUGCAGCCCACCAUUGUCGAGAAAGUGUCCUUCCUGGCCUGGAAGGAGGAGUUUUUCCACAUCCUCAAGGAAUGGAGACUGAACUUCCAAAACCACCAAAUCGGCGACAGCGCAGACCUGCUGACACAUUUGAUAUCCGACUACGUCCUCGUCAACAUUGUCGACAACGAUUUCAUCUCCCAGGACAACAAAAUCUUUGCAUUAUUGAACACCAUUUAA